AUGUCCAGUUUUUCGCGCCUUAAUACAAACUUGCUGCAACUAAAGCCAGCCAAUGCUCAAAUUAAAACUACACACUUGUAUUUCGAUGGCAAGGUAAGGUCUUCUCAUGAAGAAAUUUUUUCUGUAGAUUACAAUAAGUGCUUUCAGUUAACAAAUUCCGAUGAACAUAUCUCGUAUCAAUGGUGCAAUGAUUUUACUGUUUUGGUGAUUUAUACAAUGAAGGACACCUUCUCGAGAAGCGUUAUCUAUGUUCAUUUGCCCAAACCGUUGUUAAAUAAGCAAUUCACUUCCACUGUGUUUGAAUGCAAUGGAGAUAUUAAUUAUCCAUCAUUAGGUUUUGAUCUGAUCUUGAAGGAUGGAAUAUUUGUCAAUAUAACUUUACCUUUGGACUUCAUAUUAUCAAGAAUCCACCUAAACGAAUAUCCAGACAACUGGGCGAGGGUAUUGAAUCCAUAUGACUUUUCUAUUCGCUCUCCACAAUAUCUUUUCCAUGUUGAUAAUAGGUUUAGCGUCGUGUUUUUGAAGGAUGGAGGUCUCUUGGGACUUAAGCGCGUACCAUUGGAAGUUCUUAAUGAUUUCGAACUACAACCAGUGUUAUUCAAUGACAGUUCCUACUUACAAAGUUUCACUAGAAUAUUUUCCAAAUUUGACAACCAAAACUCUGCUGUCGUUUCAGCAACGCUCCUUAACGAGAAUUUAUUGGUUACGUUAACCAAUGACGCUGCCAUAAAGAUCUGGGAUUUGAACUCUUUCCAUUUAGCAGGACAUUACGAUCUGAAUUCAAAGGGAAGACAUAUGAACUAUGGAACAGUUGGCAACUAUAUGCUUCUUUUAAACUCUCUACUGUUUGUUUACCUACCAACUGGCAAUGGAUGUUUCCAAGUACUAGAGUUAGAUUCUCUACAAAGCACUGAAAAAAUAUCAAUUAAACCAAUUAGUGCAGAAAUACCAGUGAAUUUAUCGUCUUAUUCUAUAUGGUCAUUACUGGAUAUGCAAAUAUUAUCGCAAAAUGCCGUUUCUAACUCCGAUAUUAACCUAGUUGUGUUAUGGAAGAGUAAUAUGGUCACUAAAGUGCAGCUAUUAUCUUUCCAACAACCAACGUUUGAGGAAUACACAUGGACUGACUGUAACAACACAUACUUGUCGGACUUGCUUGAUGGAGAAGACUUAAUAACUAAUGGAAGUAUGGAAAAAUCACUACUGAACCUAAAAUCUCACUACUCACAAACUACGUAUGAUGAUGCCCAGAAUAUUUUGAACAAAAAUAAUCUUGUUGUCCAAGUGAACGAUCCCCAAAACCAGGCAUACCUCACAAAUUUGGAAUCCGUACUAAAAGAGCUUCACAAGCAACGUCAGGAACCAUCGUCUGUUACAAUAUUGAACGACGAGAUAAUUCUCGUUAACAAUUUAUAUGCAUUCCACCAUUCAGCGUACAAAUUAGAGGAAAAAAUCGAAAGUAUUUUCUUUAAAAUAUUGGAGAAUAAUAAUGUAUCUUCAUCACCACUCGAAGAAUUUUUGAGUGUCUUGCAUGGAUUUUCCUCAACAAUAUCGUCAGACACUUUGACCAAAGUUUCUGAGAGAUACCUAGAUAUUGUCAAUGGGUCAAUAAAUCCUUCUUUAUCGUUGAAGGAUAAAAUUACUACUGUCUUUCAAGACUGCUUACAAAACGGGUUCCAAGCCGCAAAUUUAUCCAAAUUGCUGGAAGGAUUAAAUUCCAUCGAUGUGAUUGAUGUAUUAGAUCAAUUCUUACAUGAACAUAAUAAAGGAACUACUGAAGCUAUCAUUGAUUCAUUGAAUACCGAUGUUCUCUCCUCUACCAUUUGUAUGGAAUCCAUUACACAAUAUCUGUCAGUGUUCGACAAGUUUAUCAUUGAUAUAUUACUCAUUUUCACCAUAUUAGAUAUCGAUUUUGAUACUUUUGAGGGCAGAUUAACAGAAUUGAUAAAUCUUCAUUUCAAUAUAUCUAUGUGGUUACAAAUCUCUCAAAUUGAUAAAAUACUAGCAAUUUCAGAAACCUUCAAACACACAUCAAAGUAUGGGUACGGAAUCAGACUAAGAUCAAAUAGCGACUUGACAAAUUUCACGAACAAAAUGUUCGAGUUUGUAAAGACAAGGGUAUCAGACGAGCCUCCUCUUUUAAUAAGAGCAUUCAAUGAUUUCAUUCUAAAUGGUCAAAAUAUGUCAUUAGCAAAGCAAUUCCUACAUUUCGUUAUCAAGCCAUAUCACAUUUCUAAAAAGGUGAAUGAUGAAUUUCUCUAUGCACUUUCGCUUCUUAAAUGCGAGGAAAACGAUGCUUCGUUAGACAUUUUCUUGUCCAACAACUUCUGUCAAGAUUUGAGUUUACCAUCAUACCUGAAUGUGUCUGAAAACCAUCCAUGGUUCAAUCUUUUCCAGACAAUUCAAAACAGCAAUGAGGCAGAGUACUUUUAUCAACUUUCAAUUUUAUACUCAAAAAUGUCCUCAUACUCAAAUGCAUUAAAAACAAUCAAAAAGUCAAUUUCACUAGGUGGCUCUUCUAAGGACCAACUUGUGCAAUAUAUUGACAUAUUAAUUGUGUUCGGAGACUAUAAAGAAAUUCUUGAUGUAUUACGUUUGGAACAGAAGACUCUAGAUGUUGCAUCGAGAGAAAAAUACUAUCACAAACUGUUGACAGACCAAAAGUGUUCAGACCUGUUCACAGCUACCCUAUUCCAGCAAUGCUCUGUGGCCAAUAUAAAAAAUGACUCCAUAUUUUUAUCAGUUGAAGACAACAAAAUCAUCGCAUCCGUCUUAACUUCACUUGUUGAUUUAUCAGAUUGGACGACCUUCAAGAAGCUAUUUUCUUACAGGAUUUUGACCCAACAUGAGAGGAAGGCAUGUGAGGUGCUGUUCGACUACGUAUUAUUGGGGUCUGAUCCAACUGUAAAGCAGAGGUGCUUGUUGUUAAUCUCAAAUGUAUUGAAAACCUUUACUGAUGUGAAAGACCGUUGGUUUGUCAAUUCCAACGGGCAAAUUAUCCACCUUUACGAAAUAACAGAUAAACUAAGUAAAUAUAAUUAA
Kluyveromyces marxianus DMKU3-1042 is the source of this 3039-nucleotide messenger RNA. It is a transcript of the gene NUP120, whose product is annotated as Nup120p. Gene Ontology annotation, molecular function: protein binding. Lineage: Eukaryota; Fungi; Ascomycota; Saccharomycetes; Saccharomycetales; Saccharomycetaceae. The transcript has a single exon. The coding region runs from base 1 to 3039 and encodes 1012 amino acids. The record is from RefSeq and is a predicted model, not a curated record.